Messenger RNA from Bolinopsis microptera, 1064 nucleotides. Its product is annotated as carbohydrate sulfotransferase 14-like. NCBI's taxonomy places the organism in Eukaryota, Metazoa, Ctenophora, Tentaculata, Lobata, Bolinopsidae. Gene Ontology annotation, cellular component: membrane. The transcript has 7 exons. Gene Ontology annotation, molecular function: sulfotransferase activity. Bases 1 to 942 code for a protein of 313 amino acids. The record is from RefSeq and is a predicted model, not a curated record. Gene Ontology annotation, biological process: carbohydrate biosynthetic process.
AUGUUCCUUGGGUUGUUAAGAAGAACUACCGAUCAAGAAUACAAAGACAUCGAGACAUCAAAAAUCAGAGAUUACUGUAUUGGAAAGCUUGGGGUCCCCUACAAUUACUCAAGUGAUUCUCACAACGACAUGGUCGAGGACCAUUAUUAUGCGAAACUAAACUACGUGGCACAGCAUCUUUAUAUAAACGACGACUACAAGUUCAUCUACCUUUCAGUUCCAAAGGUGGCGUGCAGCAAUUGGAAAAGACUUAUUCUGCGUUUGAGGAAUGUCACCGACGAGAAGAAACUUUCCUACCCUCAUGUCAUGAGCGAUUUUAAACGUUUGGUUGAUCUGCCCAGAACAGAAUGGAGGUCAGUGCUCCAGGAUUACGGAUACUACAAGUUCGCGUUUGUCAGGAACCCGUGGACGCGACUUGUUAGCGCCUACGUGGAUAGGUUUACUAGAUACGACAAGUGGUGGUAUGGCUACAUUCAACAGUCAGAAGGUAAAAGGAUGAUAAAGAACCACCGACCUGGAGCCUCCCAAGCUGAGAUAAAUAGCGGCAGUGACGUCAGGUUCGGGGAGUUUGUCAGUGAUAUCCUGGACCAUCAGAGAGAUGCUCCGAAUAAAACAGUAACCACGAAACUGAACGAGCACUGGAACGCCCAGUUCUUCAUAGCAGGUCUGUGCCACCCGUGGCUAGAGUAUGAUUACAUCGGUCGGUAUGAGGACCUGGACACAGCUUCACUUGAUGUCUUCCAGCAUGUUAACCUCCCUCAGUAUAUAGACAGUUUCCCUAAACCCUCCCGGAAUAGCUCAACAGUGAGACGAGCUUCACUGGAGUAUUCUUUGCUUGAUUCGGAGUUGUUAGCAAAUCUAUCAAUACAAUUAAAACCAGAUUUGGAAAUGUUGGGGUAUGGGGCCCCGGUUGAGUUGUCUCACAUCCUUCCUGAGACUUGAGUUUGUUUUACUGAUAUAACAGUUUAAUUUUAAAGUAUGGGAAAGAAGACACAGCGAUAUGAGUAUCCAUAAUGAAAAACACAUUAAUUCAAUUGUUAUUAAAUAGUAAUAUCCAUUCAUCA